AUGUCUCGCUACGCAGCAGCCCACGCUAAUCCUCAGGGGCCCGGCGAUGCCAGGCCAACUGCACUGCAGAUCAUCGAAGACGAAGGUGUCGAGGGCAAGCUAGGCGACAAGGUUAUUGUUGUCACUGGCACCUCGUCCGGGAUUGGAAUCGAAACAGUUCGGGCUCUCUCGGUCACUGGAGCCAAGCUUUUCUUGACGGCCCGCAACCUCGCUAAAGCGAAGGAAGCCCUCGCCGGCAUCUUCGACCCCAACCGCAUGGAGCUUGUCGAGAUGGAUCAAGAGUCGCUGCAAAGUGUCCGUCUCGCAGCCAGUACCAUCCUAUCUAAAACGGACAAGAUUAAUAUCCUUGUCAACAAUGCCGGAAUCAUGGCCGUCCAAACUCUUCAGUUUACCAAAGACGGUCACGAGCUCCAGUUUGGCACCAACCAUUUGUCUCACUUCUUGUUCUUUGAGCUGCUGAAGCCGGCAAUGCUGGCGGCAACUACGCCAAACUUUCACAGCCGUGUUGUCGUUGUGUCUUCGACCGCACACCUGAGAAAUGGUAUCAACGCCUCGGACGACUACAACUUCGAGAAGAGCGAAUAUGCUCCCUGGGGGGCCUAUGCGCAGUCCAAAACCGCCAACAUCUACAUGGCUAACGAACUGGAGCGGCGAUAUGGCUCUCAGGGCCUUCACGGGAUAAGUCUACACCCCGGAGGGAUCAUGACCCCUCUCGCAAAGCAUCUUCCAGCGGCCGAGUUAGAGAGCGCCAGCGAUGGCGGGGAGCUAUUCAAGGAAUUCAAGAGCCCUGAGCAAGGAGCUGCAACUACUGUCUGGGCGGCGGUUGGGAAGCAAUGGGAGGGUCCCUCAAAGGACGAGAGUAACCCUUUCGGCUCGGGGUAUGCCAAGCAUGCAUUCGAUCAAGAGAAAGAGGGUCGCCUAUGGAGAGACUCUCUCAGGCUUGUGGGGUUGUCUUGA
Messenger RNA from Colletotrichum spaethianum, 957 nucleotides. Its product is annotated as short-chain dehydrogenase TIC 32, chloroplastic. The record is from RefSeq and is a predicted model, not a curated record. Bases 1 to 957 code for a protein of 318 amino acids. Lineage: Eukaryota; Fungi; Ascomycota; Sordariomycetes; Glomerellales; Glomerellaceae. The transcript has 2 exons.